Messenger RNA from Lacerta agilis (Sand lizard), 3869 nucleotides. It is a transcript of the gene CEP135, whose product is annotated as centrosomal protein 135. The record is from RefSeq and is a predicted model, not a curated record. The transcript has 27 exons. NCBI's taxonomy places the organism in Eukaryota, Metazoa, Chordata, Lepidosauria, Squamata, Lacertidae. Bases 180 to 3632 code for a protein of 1150 amino acids.
AGCCGUUGCUGGGGGCGACGCCGGGCGGAAGCGGAGCGGCGGCGGACGCUUCGCGCGCCAUUUUCAAACGGCCGCCUCGGCCCACACCGCCGCUCUAACUUCCUGGGAGGCUUUUUUGCGUGGAGAAAGAAGCGAAGAUCCCAUUUUUUUCACAAAAGACAGUUCAAAAAAUCUUCACAAUGAGCACAGCUGCAGAACGAAAGUUCGUUAAUCUAAGGAAGCGGUUGGAUCAGCUGGGUUAUCGACAACCAUUAGGAGUGGAGAGUUUGCCUUUGGUGGAAAAGCUUUUUAGUGACCUUGUUCAUACAACUGAGAGCCUCCGGAGUGCUAAGCUAUCUUCUGGAAAACUAGAAAAAGAAUACAGCAACUUUGACGUUAUUCUAGAACCUUAUCGAGAAGAAAAUGCUAGGCUCACCCGUGAAAACAAUGAACUACAUUUAGAAAUUCUGAAACUGAAAGAACAAUUGGAAAAGCAGGUCAAAGGUUUGAAAACUACACUGAGGAAAAUUGAACAUGAGAAUGCAGAUAUGAAAUUUUUGAAUAACCAGUAUAUACAUAAAAUUAGAUUAUUAGAGAAAGAGAACAAAGCCAAGACUGACAAGAUCCAGCAACUCCAAGAGAAAAAUCUGCAAGCAGUGGUUCAGACACCAGGUGGUAGGAAAAGAAAUAUUCCGUUCAGGCGUCAGCGUAUGCAGAUAGACCAACCAGUCCCUCCCUCAGGAAUCGGUGCUUAUCCAAUUCCUCAGCCAGAUGACCCGUAUAUUGCAGACCUUCUUCAAGUGGCUGACAACAGAAUUCAUGAACUGCAGUUAGAAGUGUCGGACUUGCAAGAAAAGCUAGAGAUAGCUGAACGUGAGGUGAAAAAUUACAGCAAACAGGUUGAGCUGCGAGACAGUGAGAUUGAGCGUUUAGGCCUGGCACUGGAUGGCGGUCGCUCUCAUGAUGUCAUAUCUUUGGAAGCCAGAAGCAGAAGUAAUGAAAAAAUUAUUGCUCACUUAAAUUUACAGAUUGAAUUUCUGCAGCAAACAAACAAAGAGCUUGAAAUGCGCAUACAAGAUCUUCUGGACAGUAAGCAAAAUGUCACUAGUGAAGUGGCUCAUUUAAGCAAUAAAAAUGAAGAACUGUGCCAAGAAUUGAGUGAAAUAGAUCACUUGGCACAACAGUUGGAAAGACACAAAGAAAUUGUGCUUGAGACUGCAGAUAAAGAAAUUGGACAGGCUAAGGAAGAGAUUAAAAAAACAUACAGUGAAAUCCAGGAUCGUGAAGAGACUAUAGCGAAGCUUAAGUCAGAGUUAUCUACAUAUCGGAGAGAAAAAGACAGGCUGACCGAAGAACUCUAUGGAAAAACUGAUGAAAAACAAAAUCUUGAGGUGUUGUUAAACCAGGUUCAACUAGAGAACCAUAGACUGGCCAAAAAACUUGAAAACCUUGAAAUAAUAGAUCGGGAGCUUGUUGUAGAACUAGAGAAAAUGAGAUUAGAAGGCGGUAUAGCACUUGGGGACAAAUCACCUUCUCGUCUGGAUGCAUUUGUAAAAACUAUAGAAGAAGACAGGGACUACUAUAAGCGUGAACUAGAGUGUCUCCAAAAGAUAAUUAGACAAAGAUCUAGCCCAUUACGCAAGUCACCAGAAAAGAAUGGUGAUCUAAGAUUGGUUACCCGAGAAAGAGAUGAGCUACAGUCUAUGCUAGAAAGAUUUGAAAAGCACAUGAUAGAAAUUCAAUCUAAUGUCAAACUCUUAACUGCAGAAAGAGACAAACUAAGUAUUCUUUAUGAGCGGUCUCAAGAUGAGUUAAACCGUCUACGGAGAGAAACAAAAACUUCUUUAAUGACCCAAAGUUAUGCAGAAGAGGAGCGAAACAUUGCAUUGUCCGAUUUCAGAAGAAUGGUGGCAGAGAAAGAAGGACUAAGAGAGAAGUUAAAGAUCCAUCAGGAUGAAAAAUCAAAGUUAGAACAGGAAAUAUCAGACUUGGAAAACACUGUUCACAGAUUGGAAACUGAAAAUCUUGAUCACAUAACUACUAUUUCAUUGUUAAAAAACAAAAUAGUCUGCUUAGAAGAUGAAUCAAAUAUUAAGUCUCAUCAGCUGUCUCAGUUGUCUGAAGAUGCUUCACAAUUUAAAACAGAAAUAAACUCCCUUCAACUACUAAAUGAACAGAUACAAAAGUCUUUAGAUGAAGUGCAGCAUCAGUUGGCUCUUAAAGAUGAUGAACUUCAUUUGGCUCAAGAAGAAAUUUUAUCGCUAGAAGAAAAAACAGGUAAAUUCAGUAAUAAGCACCAUGCACAGGAUGAGACCAUCAGUGUGCUCAGAAGUACAAUUAAUGUCUUGGCUAAGGAAAAAGACAGCCUCCAGGAAAGCAUAGAUGAAAAGACAGAAAGAGUAGCUUAUCUAGAUGACAAUUUAGCCAAUAAGGAAAAAACUAUCCUCAAUUUGCGACAAACUCUUACUCAGUUAGAGUCGUCCUUAGACCAGUUAAAGGAUGCCUUAAGCGGUAAAGACCGAGAACUAGCCAGUGUCCGUCGCCAGAUCGAGGCAGCACAUUCUGAGCUUGGUGAAGUCAGCAGGGUGAAAGAAAUGGCCUUGAAAGAGAACAGAAGAUUACAGGAUGAUCUAUCCAUAAUGGCCAGAGAAAACCAGGCUAUCUCAUCUGAACUGGAAGCAGCAUUACGUGAUAAAGAAGAAAUGAAAAUUAGAGUUCAUAAUUACAUAACAGAAGUCUCCAGGUUUGAAAGUUUAAUGGCCUCAAAGGAAAGAGAAAACAAGGAGUUGUUGGAAAAGUUCCAGAUGCUCUAUAGCCAAGCUGAAACCUGGGAAGUAAAGGCCCAUCAAGCUGAGGGGCAAAGCAGCUCUGUACGACUGGAACUCCUUUCUGUUGAUACUGAGAGAAGACAUCUUAGAGAGAGAGCGGAACUACUGGAAAAAGAAAUUCAGGAGCAUAUCAUUGCCCACCAAGCUUAUGAAUCACAGAUCUCUUCAAUGGCAAAAAGUAUGGCCAAACUGGAGGAGAAUCUCAAACGUGAAAAAGAAGAAAAGUCUUCCAUGUCUGUUGAUGUGGUUUCUGUUAGAGAGUUGUGUGCCAAACUGGAGUCCAGCAAAGAAAGUCUUUCACGUCAGUUAACAUCCAAAUCUAUGGAUUUUGAGAGGGUAAUAUCAGAAUGUGAAGAUGCAAGAGCAGAAACAGAACUGCUAAAAAAACAAUUGUCCAGUGAGCGGCUUACAAUACAGAACUUGGAAACACUCUUGUCUACCAGCAGAGACAAAGAUUUUCAGAAUCAUUUGAUAACCCAUGAGAAAGAUUCAGAAAUACAGCUACUUAAGGACAAGUUAACACUCUCGGAGAGUAAAUUAACGAGCGUUAAUAGGGAAGUUUCAAUAACCCGAAAUAAACUUGCACAGCUGCAGGCUGAUUAUGAUAUUCUAAAAAGGCAGCUGACAACAGAACGAUUUGAAAGGGAGCGUGCCAUUCAAGAGAUGCGUCGACAUGGUCUCUCUACUACUUCGCUACGUGCCUCAUCCCCACUUAGUUCAACUUUUAAAACUUCACAUUCUCCAGAAAGAACAGUGGUAACUGAACAAGCAGACAAUUCAGUGAUAAAGUUUGAGGAGUUGCCACAGCUGAGCUCCAGCUUUUAAUGGCGUAAAAUAAGGCAGUUUCCAUUAUAGAAACUGCUAUGAAGAACAGAAAAGGAAUAAGACACACGACAAAAACGGAAGCCUCAAAUCUUGAAGUUGCCUGUGUCUAGAUUGCUUUUAAUAAAACUGUGAAAGCAUAUUGUUUUAAUAAAUAAAAUAUAUAUAUUAACUGGAAUAAUAGUCUCAGCAGAAAUACUGUGUUAAAUUUAAGGAUGACCAUAUAUUAUUUUUAAGGUA